Molecule: messenger RNA, 1416 nt
Organism: Brassica oleracea var. oleracea
Lineage: Eukaryota; Viridiplantae; Streptophyta; Magnoliopsida; Brassicales; Brassicaceae
Exons: 4
Coding region: 1-1416 (471 amino acids)
Source: RefSeq, a predicted model, not a curated record
AUGAAGAAGGAGUAUAAGCCAAAGAUUGGGUCAGCAACAAAAUCGAAAAAGGCUAAGGUAGUCACUCAUGUUAGGCAACAACUGGAUUCUAUAGAUAUAGUUGUUGGCCAAAGUUUUGACUCCAAGUCUUCAUUAACAACACGACUUAAGAUCUUGACGAUAGUGCAAAAAUUUGAUUAUGAUGUCGAGUACUCAACGCCGACUCUUCUAAUCGUCAAGUGUUGGAUUGGAGGCUGUAGUUGGAAGUUAAGAGCAUCACCAACAAGUGAUAGUCCUCGCUUUACCGUACGCAUCUAUGUUUCUGAACAUACUUGUUCAGUUACAGAACGAUCAGCUCGUUGCAGACAAGCAACACCAGAGAUUCUCGGAUCUUUAUACACUGAUUUCAUUGGUGGAGUGGAGCUAACCGUUUUGCCAAGUCAUGUGCGGCAGUCCCUCAACAUGUGCUUUGUAAUAAAGAUUAACUACUGGAAAGCUCACCGGACACUGAAAUGUGCAAGAGAAUUGGUUAGGAGAUCCGCAGAGAGUGGCUACCAUGAGUUACCUGUGUAUCUGCACAUGAUUAGAGAAGCCAAUCCUGAGACAUUCACUCGCCUUGCAGUAGAUUCUAGUGACAGAUUUAAGUACCUUUUCAUUGCAUUUGGUGCUAGCAUCAAGGGCUUUCCAUUCAUGAGGAAGGUUGUUGUGGUCGAUGGCACAUUCUUGCAAGGAAAGUACAAAGGAACUCUACUAAUUGCGUCAUCACAAGAUGGCAACUUCCAGAUAUUUCCAAUUUCAUUUGCGAUAGUCGAUACUGAAAACGAUGAAUCAUGGAAAUGGUUUUUCAAACACAAAUCAAUUGGCACUGCAAUUUCCGAGGUCUAUCCAUCUGCUAGCUGUGGAGUUUGUACUUACCACUUGUAUAAGAAUGUCUUGUUAAAGUUUAGAGGUCGCGAGUUAUUUGGUUUGGUUAAAAAGGCAGCUAAUUCAUUCAGGCUUUCAGAUUUUGAGACCAUAUUCGAUGAGAUCAAAGCAAUGCACCCGGCUCUGCAUUGCUAUUUGGAGAAAGCAGAUGUAAGGAAGUGGGCACGAGCUCAUUUCCCUGGUGAUAGGUACAACUUGACUACGACCAACAUAGCUGAAUCUAUAAACAGAGUGCUUUCAGAAGCAAGAAACUUGCCGAUUGUAAGACUUUUAGAAGCAAUAAGGCUAAUGAUGACACGAUGGUUUUCGGCACGAAAGAAUGAUGCAUAUUUGAUGAAAACAACUCUAACUCGUGGAGUUGAGAAGCUUUUAGAGGGACGUGUACCAUAUUCUAAAAUGCUCAGCGUACAGCAGAUAGAUAUUCACCAAUAUCAGUGUGUCCUUUGUCCUGUUGUACUCAUAAUAAACAAAGGCAAGAUGGGCAACGAUGUCUACAGAUAUGAGUCUGCCUGA